AUGCAGACCCAGCCAAUUCCUGGUUAUGUCCCCAAGACAAAGAUAGAAGCCAGAUCAUAUUUCCGGCGUUCCUUCAUUUUGUACGAAAGAUCUGAAUCAAUUGCACAACAGCUCUGCUUGGUGGAACGAGACGUCUUGCUGGCUGUUCAAUGGGAGGAACUAGUACAUUGUCGGUGGACGAAGAUGAACACCAACGUGGAUGGACGACAAGAUGGUAAAAAUGAAGACCCACAUUUCACCGAUAAAUCCCAGAAAUCUCCAAGGUUUGAUAGUAGCUUGCAUCAUGGAGUUCAGGACGCUAUCCAAAGGUUCAAUGUGGUUUGUCAGUGGGUUGCUAGUGAAAUUGUUCGAGCUCCAAAUCUAGAAGUGCGAGUGAGAACCAUCGAGAAGUUUAUCCGUAUUGCAGAGAAAUGCCGCAUGUAUUCAAACUUUGCUACACUUAUUCAAGUCCUACUUGGGCUGCAGGCUCCAGCCGUUAGUCGCCUACACAAGACUUGGUCUAAAGUUAGGAAUUCCGAGCUUAAGAUUCUUGACGAACUUUCAUCCUUCACCUCACCUACCAAGAAUUGGAAGCAUAUGAGAGAUAGCAUGACAACCAUUCCAUUUGGAGGUUGCAUCCCAUUCUUAGGAAUAUAUUUGUCGGAUUUAGUUAGCAACCAAAAAGAUAUAUCCCCUCUCUUGAAGCAGCCACUAGUCAAUUUUAGCAAGCAUCGCGUUACGGCCAUGAUCAUCAAACGUGUUUUGACCUUCCAAAACUUGGCACGUCGAUACCCAUUCGAACUCAAUGUUGACCUGUUUUCUCGCUGUAAUGAGCUUGAGUGCCUCACUCCGGACGUUAUCAAGGGCCUCAGCCAUGUGACUGAACGUCAUAACGCUUAG
Messenger RNA from Umbelopsis ramanniana AG, 879 nucleotides. RefSeq lists its product as uncharacterized. The transcript has 5 exons. NCBI's taxonomy places the organism in Eukaryota, Fungi, Mucoromycota, Umbelopsidomycetes, Umbelopsidales, Umbelopsidaceae. Gene Ontology annotation, biological process: positive regulation of GTPase activity; Ras protein signal transduction. Gene Ontology annotation, cellular component: plasma membrane. The record is from RefSeq and is a predicted model, not a curated record. Gene Ontology annotation, molecular function: guanyl-nucleotide exchange factor activity. The coding region runs from base 1 to 879 and encodes 292 amino acids.